This is a messenger RNA of Amphibalanus amphitrite, 2302 nucleotides long. Its product is annotated as phosphoethanolamine N-methyltransferase-like. Bases 87 to 1595 code for a protein of 502 amino acids. NCBI's taxonomy places the organism in Eukaryota, Metazoa, Arthropoda, Thecostraca, Balanomorpha, Balanidae. The transcript is spliced from 9 exons. The record is from RefSeq and is a predicted model, not a curated record.
CCACGUCGAUUUAAACGGCGGAAUACUACAGCUGGAGUCCAGUCGGAUUCUCACUGCACAGCUGGGAGCGUCGGAUUCAGCCAGCCAUGUCCUACUUGAUAAUACCGGCAGGCGACGAGGCCUGCAGUGUUCGGCAGCAGAUGACGAACUACUGGGCGCAGUUCUCUGAACCCACACUGGAGAACAUGAUGCUUAACGAGGAUGCUAGGCAGCUAGCUGAGCAGGAAGAAACUGAAAUUCUGGACUCGGUUCCGCAGGUUGGUGGAAUGCGGGUGCUGGAACUCGGUGCCGGAAUCGGCCGCUUCACCCGGAAACUGGCAGAGCGUGCAAAACACGUCACAGCCGUCGACUUUCUGGAAACCUACAUCGAAAAGAACCGCCAGAGCAACGAGCAUCUGGGCAACGUCGAGUUCGUCUGCAUGGAUGUGACACAGCUGAAACAGGACAACGGGCAGUAUGACAUGAUCUUCAGCAACUGGCUCCUGAUGUACCUUGGCGAUGACGAGAUCGACAAGCUGGUCAGCAGCAUGCUUCGGUGGCUGAAGCCCAAUGGUUACCUCUUCAUUCGAGAGUCGUGCAUCAAACAGUCAGGCAACAAGAAACGUCAGACCAAUCCGACGUUCUACCGCAGUCCGGCACACUACUGCAGUCUCCUGCAGGGACCCAGCAUGAACUCUCCGGAGGCCGACUACAGGUUCACACUACGCUACGCCGCCUCCGUCGACGUCUUCAUCAAGUAUUCCGGCAACCCAUACCAGCUGCUGUACCUGCUGAGGAAGACACCAACCAGCGACUACUUCAGCAGCUUCCAGAACUUCUUGGACAAGCACCAGUACUGCCUGAACGGCAUCAAACGCUACGAGGCCGUCUACGGCGACUCAUUUGUCAGCUGCGGAGGAAAGCCAGUCACAGAGCGGCUCUGCGACCGGCUGGGCCUGCAGGCCCACUCCCGUGUGCUGGACGUGGGCACGGGACCGGGCGGCUCAGCCAUCCACAUGGCGUCUCGCUAUGGCUGUCACGUCACCGGCAUCGACUUGUCUGCCAACAUGGUGACGGUGGCGCUGCAGCGACAGGCCUCCCUCCCUCCGGCGGUCCGCGAACGGUUGCGGUUCGAGAUCAGUGACAUCACGGAGCGCGAGUACCGUGACGCCAGCUAUGACGUCAUAUACAGUCGGGAGACGCUGCUGCACGUGGAGGACAAGACGGCAGUGCUGGCCAAGUUCUGGCGGUGGCUGAAGCCAGGCGGAAAGCUGCUCAUCACCGACUACUGCCAGGGAGAGGGCCAGCUGAGGAACGAGUUCCUCGAGUACAAGUCGGCGAGAGCGUACCGGCUCCUGACUCUUCAGGAGUACGGCGGCGUCGUGGAGGCUGCCGGCUUCACUGACGUCCAGGUCCAUGACCAGAAGGACGACUUCCUGAACGUGCUGCAUCAGGAGCUGGACACCUUCAGAGCGAGGAGACAACAGUUUGUCGAUGAGUUCUCGGAGAGCGAGUUCCGAGACACGGUGGUGGGAUGGGAGCAGAAAAUCGCCCGCGCCACCGACGGCAGCCAGGUGUGGGGCCUCAUCGCCGCCCAGAAGCCCAGUGAAGAGUGAACUAGCUCUUUGUCUGCCUCGGAGAGAGGAACUACUUCCGCUAGAAGCCGCCGGUCUUGGGACCUGCCAUAUUCCAUUUGUAUUCCCAGGAGGCUGAUAGGUUGUGGGCAUACAUAAUGAGCUCUAGCUUUCGUGAUGUUUGAAUGAUCCUGAUCAGUGUGGCAAGCUAGAAAGAUGCAUGAUGAUAUUUUUUCCUAAAUGGAAAUGAGUGUUAUCAGUGUUUACUAACAGUGCAGUUUUGACAGUGUUAACUGUGUUACCUAUAGAUACCGAGCUCUAUAGCUUGUCGACAAGCAUGUGUGAUAUUUGAAUGAAUUUGUUGCUAUAAUGUUUGUUUGGGAAUGGUGCAAAAAACGUGCUGGCUAGUGGGUAAAAACACCAGUGACUAUUGUUUUUUCACCAACGCUGAUACAUGUAAGGUAGGUACUUGAGACUAGCGCGCUAUACGUGGCCAAUGCCCCAAAUAUCAGAUAGGUAGGUAGUUAUAUCUGCUGAUGCCUUUGCAUCUGUAAAUGUUCAAUCAAUAAACUGAAUCAAAAGUUUUUGGUUUUCCCGUUGACUGCGGUGACUCAAAUUGCCAUUUUUGUAAGAUUUAUUUUGAUUCACCUGUGCUUAUACGACAUGGCGGAGGAAUGUAUAUGAAUAAGGCAGGAACUUGAGAUUUCAAACAAACUUAUUUAUAUGUGAUUUAAUUCUUAUACCUUCAA